GGUGAGCGAGCGGCUUCCCGAGUGGCUUUUCGUCGCUUUCCGGAGGCCGGGGAACUGAGACGGUGUCCCCGGAGACGCAGGUCGGGCGGAGCCGGCGGCCGUCCUGGCUGCCUUCUCCGUUGACUCUCACAUGCUACCAAACACGCUUUUCAUUUUGUUUUUGACUUUUGAGUUCCAGUUACAGCGCUAUAAAAUUGAUAUUAAAAACAUGGUUUUCACGCUACUUCAUCAACGCAGUUAAGUUUUCUUUUUGGAUCUCUAUUUUAUACCACAAUGCAACAAGCUUUAGAACUAGCUUUGGAUCGUGCGGAGUAUGUCAUUGAAAGUGCCCGACAGAGACCUCCUAAAAGGAAAUACUUAUCUAGUGGAAGAAAAUCUGUAUUUCAAAAACUUUAUGACUUAUAUAUUGAAGAAUGUGAAAAAGAGCCUGAAGUUAAGAAAUUAAGAAGAAAUGUGAACUUGUUAGAGAAGCUUGUCAUGCAAGAGACAUUGUCAUGUUUAGUGGUCAACCUAUACCCAGGAAAUGAGGGAUAUUCUUUGAUGCUCAGGGGGAAAAAUGGAUCAGAUUCUGAGACCAUUCGACUGCCUUAUGAAGAAGGAGAAUUGCUUGAAUACUUGGAUGCAGAAGAAUUGCCUCCUAUCUUGGUUGAUCUCCUAGAAAAAUCUCAGGUUAAUAUUUUUCAUUGUGGAUGUGUCAUAGCAGAAAUACGUGACUACAGGCAGUCCAAUAAUAUGAAAUCUCCAGGUUACCAAAGUAAGCACAUUCUCUUACGUCCAACAAUGCAGACUUUAAUCUGUGAUGUACAUUCAAUAACAAGUGAUAACCAUAAGUGGACCCAGGAAGACAAACUUUUGCUUGAGAGCCAACUGAUCCUAGCUACAACUGAACCACUGUGUCUUGAUCCUUCUAUAGCUGUAACAUGCACUGCAAACAGGUUGCUUUAUAACAAGCAAAAGAUGAACACGCACCCAAUGAAACGGUAUUUCAAGAGGUAUUCUAGGUCGUCUCUGAAUCGACAGCAGGAUCUGUCUCACUGUCCACCUCCUCCUCAGCUAAAAUUACUUGAUUUCAUACAAAAAAGAAAGGAAAGAAAAGCAGGUCAGCAUUAUGACCUCAAAAUUUCUAAAGCAGGAAAUUGUGUAGAUAUGUGGAAACGGAGUCCCUGUAAUUUGGCCAUACCUUCUGAAGUGGAUGUGGAGAAAUAUGCUAAAGUGGAAAAGUCUAUCAAAUCUGAUGACUCACAACCAACAGUCUGGCCAGCCCAUGAUAUAAAAGAUGAUUAUGUAUUUGAAUGUGAAGCUGGUAAUCAGAAAACAAAGCUGACCAUUUUGCAGUCACUUGGUGAUCCACUUUACUAUGGUAAAAUUCAGCCAUGUAAAGAAGAUGAAGAAACUGACAGCCAGAUGUCGCCAUCCCACUCCUCCACAGAUGAUCAUUCAAAUUGGUUCAUUAUUGGAUCAAAGACUGAUGCUGAGAGGGUAGUUAAUCAGUACCAGGAAUUGGUCCAGAAUGAAGCUAAGUGUCCAGUCAAGAUGUCGCACAGCUCCAGUGGCUCAGCCAGCUUGAGUCAGCUUUCUCCAGGGAAAGAAACAGAACAGCCUGAGACCCUGUCGGUUCAGUCUUCAGUACUGGGAAAAGGAAUAAAACAUCGACCUCCACCCAUCAAAUUUCCCUCAAGCUCAGGAAAUAGUUCCUCAGGUAACUAUUUUACACCACAACAGGCCAGCAGCUUUCUUAAAUCUCCAACUCCUCCUCCUGCUUCUAAGCCACCAAGUCUUUCUCGGAAGUCAUCUGUGGAUCUCAGUCAAGUUAGCAUGCUUUCUCCAGCUGCCCUGUCACCUGCCAGUUCAUCACAAAGAUCUGGAACUCCUAAGCCAUCUACUCCUACACCAACCCCUUCAUCGACCCCACACCCUCCUGAUGCUCAGAGCUCAACUCCUAUUACCCUUUCAGCCACCCCUACUCCCCAAGAUUCAGGCUUCACCCCUCAGCCCACUUUGUUAACUCAGUUUGCUCAGCAGCAAAGGUCUCUGAGCCAGGCAAUGCCUGUAACGACCAUUCCUCUUUCCACCAUGGUAACAUCUAUAACUCCAGGAACCACACCCACCCAGGUCAUGGCAAACUCUACUGGACUUAACUUCAUCAAUGUAGUGGGCUCUGUUUGUGGAGCUCAGGCUUUGAUGAGUGGUUCAAACCCUAUGCUGGGCUGUAACACUGGUGCCAUAACUCCUGCGGGAAUAAACCUGAGUGGCCUUCUCCCCUCAGGAGGUCUGCUACCAAAUGCAUUGCCCGGUACAAUGCAGGCAGCUUCUCAAGCAGGUGUUCCAUUUGGUUUAAAAAAUACUUCAAGUCUCAGGCCCUUGAAUCUACUUCAGCUUCCAGGUGGUUCACUAAUUUUCAACACAUUGCAGCAGCAGCAGCAGCAGCAGCAGCAGCAGCAGCUCUCUCAGUUUACACCCCAACCUCAACCCACAACUUCUAGUCAACAGCCAGGGGAGCAGGGUUCUGAACAAAGCUCAACCAGUCAAGAACAGGCCUUAUCUGCUCAGCAUGCUGCUAUUAUUAAUCUUGCUGGAGUAGGAAGUUUUAUGCAGUCACAGGCAGCUGCAGUUGCGAUUCUUGCAGCAUCAAAUGGCUAUGGCAGCAGCAGCACAAACACCUCAGCUACAUCGUCAACGGCAUACAGGCAGCCAGUCAAAAAGUAAAACGAAGAGAGGCACACCAACCACUCCAAAAUUCUGAAUCUUGCAUUAAUUUUUCUUUUUUAAAAAUGUAAGAGCAAUGAAUCAAAAGGAAUCUGAGUUUCUACUUCAUUUUUGUUUUUAAAAACAUACCAGUAUUUUACAUUGCUUAAUGUACAGACUUUAUACAUAAGCACAACCCUAUGAUUUUUAAAUAAAAACAGGGAAAUGCUUUAAUAAACCAUUAGGGUUGGUUUAAGUCACUGCUUUUUCAAAAUUGUUUCACUGUACAUAAUACAUGUAGAAUACAAGUGGAAGUGGCCUAAGAAAUACUAGAAACAUCUUUCGGAAGAAUGUAAUUUGAUAUUUAUUUAGUAUAAAAGAUUUGUGCACAGUGUAACAAAUACAGUUUUUACAAAUAUAUUUUGAAAAUGUGGUUA
Miniopterus natalensis is the source of this 3122-nucleotide messenger RNA. The record is from RefSeq and is a predicted model, not a curated record. NCBI's taxonomy places the organism in Eukaryota, Metazoa, Chordata, Mammalia, Chiroptera, Miniopteridae.